GGAUUGGGAGUCCCAGGUUUCUGUUUAUAUCUUCAUCUUGGCAUUUGCUGAUUUGACAAUAUUAUUUACAGUUUGAAUAUCCGAUCAGAGUUGCUUUAAAAAAAUCGGGACAAACUCUUAAGAGGAAGCGGACAAAGAAUAUUUAUGACAUAAAUAGAAUGCUUCCUAAAAGUCAUAUGGACAACUGCUGACUCUCGAGAAAUGAAAAAAUAAGAGUAGGAUGCAGCAAGAGACAAAGUCAGCCGUCACCCUAAAUUCAGAUCUAGAUGUGGAUGGUGAUAUUUCAACAAAACAGCCAGCUGUACAGAAUCUGAUACCAAAUCAAAAAGGCCAUAUUGUCCUAUCACUUUUUCCUGACUUUCAAAUUGGGAACAAUUCAAUGGAUCCUCGGAGUUAUCUGACCCCAUCGCAGGGUUCUAUGUCUAUAGAGAGCAAACGCCGAGAACAGAUGAUGGCAGAUCUUUGGUCACACAGUCAUGGUGUGUCACAAAACCAGUUCCUUUCUGUGGUUCGAGAGUUAAAGAAAACCAAAACAGCUAUGAAAGAAUUACAGCAGAAGUUGGCAGAUUACAAAAAUGCUAGUUUUGGUGACAAGCAAUCAGAAGCGACCAGUUUUCUGGAAGAAAGAGUGAAGGCACAACAGAGUGAAAUACGGGAUCUAAAACAGAGAAUUGAGAAUCUUCAGGUUCACAAGAAACAUAUGAAAAAUGAUAUAGAAGGAAUCUCUGUGGCUCCCGCCUCCAAUUCCUUGGAAUUCUCUAGAAAUAGCAGGGAAAAUAGUUUCUCAAAGGAGGACAAUGAAGUCAGUCGGAGGGAAAAACAGCUUCAAGAUGAAAUCCAUAACUGGAAACAGAAAGUAGAACACAUGAAGAGGGAAAAUGCUGAGAUGAAAGAAAAUUAUGCAAGGUUAGAGAAAAGACUGGAGUGUGAGAAAUUUUCCUCCAUUCAGAAAUGGUCUGAACUUUCAACAGAGAAUGCAAAGUUCAGAAAAGAACUUAAUAUAGCAGAGGAAGACAGGAAAGUUUUCUUGGAACAGGUGGACCAAUUAUUAAUCCAGGUUAAUGAAAAAGAUCGAAGACUGCAGAAAAUGCAAGAAAGUUAUGAACAAGCAAUACAAGACAGAAAUGUAUACGAACAAAGAAUAGCAGAAAUGAAAGCUCGUCAAGUAGAGGAGACCAACCCUUUAUACCCUCGUGCUGGGAAGGUGGUACAUCGUAAUUAUCAUGAAGAAGGGUCUAGAACUCACAGUACAGUGCAGGACUUACACGAGGCACUAAAUAAAGUGAAGAGACAACCGAGCCAUAAUCCCCGAACGUACAGGUGUGAUAGGUGUUAUGAAGAAUUCACAUUGGAAAAAGACCAUUUGGAACAUAUUCAGAAAUGUUAUGAUUAAAUCUCACUUUAUGUAGUUGAAAAAUCAAAUAAUUCUUUUGUUGUGUCCUGAAUGAUUUAUUACAAAGAUUAUUUUUCUUAUAUGAAUAUAUUUUUAGUCACGUUUGCUUUUUUAAGAUUUCAAUUGUGAGAAUGUUCCACUUAAUAUAAGAGAUGUCAGAAAUAUAUAAAACAAUAAAUAUAGGAAUUUUGUGAUUUUAUAUUUAGUGACCAGACAAUUUAUUCCUGAUAGAUUUAAUACAUUUAAAAAAAAAAUUCCUCUUGAUGUUCAUAGAACCUUGGAAUAUUUUUUCUUCACUGUUAUUAUUAUUUGUCAAGCACAUUCUAUUUUCAGAGAUCAUCACACUGCAAUCUUAAUUACCUUAAUGUGGAUUUAAGACACUGUCAUGUUUUGACAACAAUUAUUAAAGUCGUUAGUGUCUCAGUCAU
This is a messenger RNA of Saccostrea echinata, 1821 nucleotides long. RefSeq names its product cingulin-like. NCBI's taxonomy places the organism in Eukaryota, Metazoa, Mollusca, Bivalvia, Ostreida, Ostreidae. The transcript has 8 exons. The record is from RefSeq and is a predicted model, not a curated record. The coding region runs from base 221 to 1393 and encodes 390 amino acids.